Molecule: messenger RNA, 1645 nt
Organism: Archocentrus centrarchus (flier cichlid)
Lineage: Eukaryota; Metazoa; Chordata; Actinopteri; Cichliformes; Cichlidae
Gene: cstf2
Product: cleavage stimulation factor, 3' pre-RNA, subunit 2
Exons: 14
Coding region: 63-1607 (514 amino acids)
Biological process (GO): mRNA 3'-end processing
Cellular component (GO): mRNA cleavage and polyadenylation specificity factor complex
Molecular function (GO): mRNA binding
Source: RefSeq, a predicted model, not a curated record
UUUUUUUAAACGGAUGUUGUCUCCUUCUAGUUUCCGGCGUAACAAUAAAUUCUGUCCCCAAAAUGGCGAACGUAUCUGCUGCCAACGCUGCUGCUGUAGCCGCAGCUGCCGCCGCAAAUAGAGAUCCGGCCGUUGACCGGUCACUGCGAUCAGUGUUCGUUGGAAAUAUUCCGUAUGAAGCCACAGAAGAACAGUUGAAAGACAUAUUCUCUGAAGUUGGACUUGUUGUCAGCUUCAGGUUAGUGUAUGACAGGGAGACAGGAAAGCCAAAAGGAUAUGGCUUCUGUGAAUAUCAAGACCAGGAGACGGCCCUCAGUGCCAUGCGAAACCUUAAUGGGAGAGAGUUCAGUGGUCGGGCUCUCCGUGUUGACAACGCAGCCAGUGAGAAGAACAAGGAAGAGCUCAAAAGUUUGGGAACCGGUGCCCCCAUUAUUGAGUCUCCUUAUGGAGACAGCGUACAGCCAGAGGAGGCCCCAGAGUCCAUCAGCAGAGCGGUGGCCAGUCUGCCACCUGAGCAGAUGUUUGAACUCAUGAAACAGAUGAAGCUGUGUGUGCAAAACAGUCCGCAGGAGGCGAGGAACAUGCUGCUGCAGAACCCUCAGCUGGCCUACGCUCUGCUGCAGGCCCAAGUGGUCAUGCGGAUUGUUGAUCCUGAGAUAGCCUUGAAAAUGCUCCAUCGUCAGACUACAGUCCAGCCUCUGAUUUCCAGCGGACAGGGUGGAGGAGCACCAACGGUCACUUCUCCACCUACGCAGCCUACCGUGCCCGUGUCUCAGCCAGUGUCUCAACCUGUGCCUGGAAUGCAUGUCAAUGGAGCACCCCAGAUGAUGCAGCCCCCUAAUAUGGGUGUUGUUCCUGGACCCAUGCCAGUACCAGGACCUGGGCCUGGACCGGGACCAGUUGGACCUCCAGGAAACCUUCAGCAUUCUCCCACAGGAUCGUCUGGUCAAGCUGCUAUCGAGCGGCCUCAAGGACCAGGCGGUAUCCCCCCAAGAGGCCUGUUGGGAGAUGGUCCCAAUGACCCCAGAGGAGGAACUCUGCUGUCUGUCACUGGAGAGGUCAUAGACCCCAACCGAGGCUACAUGGGAGCUCCACCACCCCACCAAGCUCCACCUGUACACAUGCCACCAAUGGCAGGUGGACCCCCUCCAGAUAUGAGAGGGCCUCCUAUGGACAUAAGAGGCCCACCCAUGGGCGAACCACGGAACAUGAUGGUUGACCCCAGAGCGGCCCCCAUGAUGGAGCCACGGGGACCCCCUAUGGAAGCCAGAGGCCGUGACCCAAGGGCAAUGGACGCUCGUGUUCCAGUUUCGGGUCAGAGGGUUCCCAUAGCACCAGGAAUGCAAGGUCCUGUUCCUCAUGCGAUGGGCCCAAAUGCUCCUCCACCUGCAAGACCGGGUCCUGGUAUUUCUGGUGUUCCCCCAUCAGGAGGAGGCUUCAGUCCAGGUCAGAGUCAGGUCUCCACACAGGAUCAAGAGAAGGCUGCCCUCAUCAUGCAGGUGCUGCAGCUGACCCCAGAACAGAUCGCCAUGCUGCCGCCAGAGCAGCGACAGAGCAUCCUGAUCCUCAAAGAACAGAUUCAGAAGACCGCGAGCGGGGCACCUUGAUGACCUGACUGAUAAAGAGUUGCGGUCUGCCCCACUCG